Dufourea novaeangliae is the source of this 777-nucleotide messenger RNA. It is a transcript of the gene Send2, whose product is annotated as trypsin 3A1. Lineage: Eukaryota; Metazoa; Arthropoda; Insecta; Hymenoptera; Halictidae. Gene Ontology annotation, biological process: proteolysis. The transcript is spliced from 5 exons. Bases 1 to 777 code for a protein of 258 amino acids. The record is from RefSeq and is a predicted model, not a curated record. Gene Ontology annotation, molecular function: serine-type endopeptidase activity.
AUGCGUGCUACAACUACAAUUCUCUACAUAUUGUGUGUGACUAUUACAACAAAAGUAGAAAACGUGAUGACAAGUACGAAAACGAGAAUUAUCGGUGGACAUCCCGUUGACAUAAAACGAAGACCAUUCAUGUUAUCUUUAUACGACUCUGGUGAAUUCAUAUGUGGUGCCAGUAUUCUGUCUGAAAAAUGGGGCAUCACUGCUCUUCAUUGUCUAAGUCCAGAGCGAACAACAGACUAUUAUGUACGAGCUGGAUCGAAUGCGCCUUAUCGAGGAUCGAGGCACAGGCUAACAAAGAUACACGCUUACAACGCGACAACGUUUCUAUAUUGGUGGUCUAGCAUGUACUAUCAUGACAUCGCGAUUUUCGAAGUACGGCCACCCUUUCGGUUCUCAAAAUCAGUACAGGCAGUUCGAUUGCCAAGCGAGUUCAGUCGUCCACCUCCGAAAUUGUACGUUUGUGGAUGGGGUUACACGGAUUUUCAACAAAAUAAUAAGAUAAGCGAUACUCUAAUGGGAGUUCACGUUCGCCGUGUUCCACACGAGAUCUGUAUUCACGAAACAACGGAGUAUGAGUUUUUAGUAAAUAAACAACAGCAUCUUUGUUACGGAAAUCGCGGGAAAGACUCUUGUUCAGGGGACUCAGGAGGUCCAUUAGCCAGCAGAAAUACUAUUUAUGGCAUCGUAUCUUUUGGUCAAAAUUGUGGCACGGUGUCAGGAGUGUAUGAAAGUGUGUCUUACUAUCGACGCUGGAUUAGACACGUUACAAAUUUGUAA